AUAGCAAGAAACGAGUCCCAUGUAAACCGUUAGGUGAAUGCACCUGAACGCACCUUGGCUUGUCACUACAGUUACUAUAGAAACGAAACAUAGCCCGGGACAGCUAAUGUUUGCUAGCUGAAGACAGCACUGGGACAUGUAGCAUUUGUUCAUUUGUCAAAAAUGGAGGAUCGUUACGCCUUUCUUACCGAGUGGUAUGACCCUACUGCAGCACUCCUGCGGCGCUACCAACUGUUCUACUACCCUAAAGAUGGCUCAGUGGAAAUGUUUGAUGUAAAAAACCAGCGAAUAUUUUUGAGAAGGACCAAAUAUGAUGACCUCCAUCCUGAGGACCUGUUCGUUGGGAAUCGAGUGAAUGUGUUCUCACGACAGCUUAAUCUGAUUGACUAUGGAGAUCAGUACACAGCAAACAAACUCGGCAGCAAAAAAGAAAGAACUCUUGCUUUGAUAAAGCCAGAUGUUGUUACCAAGAUCGGAGAUGUCCUUGAACUGAUAUACUCCUCCAACCUGAUUGUGACCAAAGCCAAAAUGACAAAGCUUACGUGGAGCCAAGCGGCAGACUUUUAUGUGGAACAUCAGUCAAAGCCUUUCUUCAAUAACCUGGUGCAGUUUGUGUCCUCGGGCCCUGUGGUUGCCAUGGAGCUGAUGGGUGAUGAGGCCAUGUCUAUCUGGAGGAGGCUCCUGGGACCUGCAGACUCCACUGUGGCGCGGAAGGAGGCACCGCAGAGUGUCCGUGCCCAGUUUGGAACAGAUGGCAUCAAAAAUGUUGGACAUGGCUCUGACUCAAUUGCUGCAGCAGCAAGAGAGCUUGAGUUUUUUUUCCCAUCCACAAUUGGCCACGGCCCCUCUAAUACAGCCCUCUAUACAGACUGCACAUGCUGCAUCAUCAAACCUCAUGCCAUAUCAGAAGGUCUGACGGGCAAGAUCCUAAACUCCAUAUCUGCUGCUGGAUUUGAAAUCUCAGCCCUUCAGAUGUUCAACGUGGACAGGGCAAAUGCAGAAGAGUUCUAUGAAGUUUACAAAGGUGUUGUCACCGAGUAUCCUAGUAUGGUGACCGAGCUGUGUUCUGGACCCUGCAUGGUCCUGGAGAUCCAUGGCACCAACGCACCGCAGUCAUUCAGGGAAUUCUGUGGGCCCGCUGAUCCAGAAAUUUCGCGGCAUCUUCGCCCAACCACAUUGCGUGCACUUUAUGGCAAAGAUAAAGUGAAAAACGCAGUCCACUGCACAGACCUCCCUGAAGACGGUGUUCUGGAGGUGCAGUAUUUCUUCAAGAUUUUGGACGGGUGAAUGUAAAGGAGAAAAGAUGUGUAACUACAUAUUCAAAGACUUCACAGUUGUCUCAUUUUUUUGUUUAUUGUUUCAGCCUUAUGCAGAUUAAAUAAAGUGACAAGAGCAGA
Messenger RNA from Dicentrarchus labrax (European seabass), 1397 nucleotides. RefSeq names its product NME/NM23 family member 7 (gene nme7). Gene Ontology annotation, biological process: GTP biosynthetic process; UTP biosynthetic process; CTP biosynthetic process. Gene Ontology annotation, molecular function: ATP binding; nucleoside diphosphate kinase activity. NCBI's taxonomy places the organism in Eukaryota, Metazoa, Chordata, Actinopteri, Moronidae. The transcript has 12 exons. Gene Ontology annotation, cellular component: centrosome. Bases 163 to 1287 code for a protein of 374 amino acids. The record is from RefSeq and is a predicted model, not a curated record.